Molecule: messenger RNA, 1533 nt
Organism: Paramacrobiotus metropolitanus
Lineage: Eukaryota; Metazoa; Tardigrada; Eutardigrada; Parachela; Macrobiotidae
Product: carbonic anhydrase 7-like
Exons: 7
Coding region: 165-1214 (349 amino acids)
Cellular component (GO): plasma membrane
Molecular function (GO): zinc ion binding; carbonate dehydratase activity
Source: RefSeq, a predicted model, not a curated record
CGGCAGCAAAAAGGCUGAUAUUUUAGUCUGCGCUUUACGCGGGAAGUAUCCUCGCUCUGUAAACGUUAAGGAGCAAAAUCUGGGCUAUAGACUAGGAUAUUCCUUGCAGCAAAAUUUAGUUUGUGAAAAGCUGCUUAAUUUGUAUCGGAUGCCUGAUUGCUAUUAUGGGAAUGAUUUCCGAGAUGGAGUCAGUGCGAACAUUCUGUAUUAUUGUUUUGGCGGUUGUGCUCCCAUUGGGCGUCUUCGUAGCCUUGGUCACUCUUCCGGUCUUCCACUGGCUACCACCUGGAGUAAUCUUUUCCAGCCUCGAGCACACAGACAUACAAGGCGACAACACGAAUCGACAUUCUUCAUGGGGCUAUGGAAUAAUUCAGUCAGUUAAAGAGCUGCUUCCGAAGGAAUGGGGGAAAAAGUAUGUCGAUUGCGACGGCAGUCAUCAAUCACCAAUUAAUUUCGACAGCCGGUACAUAGUUAACAAUUCGCUGCUGACGGAAGUCGAGUUCAUCAAUUACGCUCAAAGACCAAGAGACAGUAUAUGGACGGCUACCAACAAUGGGCACACCGUUCAAUUCACUGCCGAUUUUGAUGCUGUUCCAUACGUUACCAGCGGAGGAUUGGAAAAUGGAAAAUAUUAUUUUCGACAGUUUCAUUAUCAUUGGGGAUCCAAUGACAGCUAUGGGUCAGAGCAUGCCAUAAACGGACGGCGAUUCCCAAUAGAGUUGCACUUGGUACAUGUCCGGAACGCCAGUGAUUCCAGUCCGUAUAAAGUGGCAGUGGUUGGCAUCUUUGCAGAUGUUGUAGAUGACAAUGUCAAUCGCACCGAAGAGCAGGAAAAGCUGCAGGAAAUACGCAGCAUGGUGGAAGCCGCUCAGUCGGUUCGGGAAAGUGGAUCCACGAAACAAGUAUAUGUGCCUGGAUUCACACUUCUAAAAUUUUUGCCCAAAAAGCGACAAUUUUUUCGGUAUUAUGGCUCUUUAACGACGCCCCCUUGCACCCAGUUGAUUCAGUGGACAGUAAUGGCAAAUCCUAUCAAGAUUUCAAAAACAAUGCUAAAAAUUUUUCGGCAAGUGAUUGCCCAUUCACCACCUGAGCUUGUUACCAACUCUGAUCAUGAUCCCCACUGGUUAAACCGGGAUGAGGAGAAGUUUUUGGUGAACAACUUUCGACCGAUUCAAAGCACCAAAGGCAGAGUGAUAAAUUAUUUUGCCGGUUGAGUUCGCGAUUUCUAUCCGUAAGAUCGACUGAGCCGCUGAUCACCAUUAACGACUCCGAAUAAAUAUCAGGGAGAAAUGACGUUAAGCGAUUAAAUAUCUGACCAGAUCAGUGAUCUCUCGUACAUUCUAUCAAAAACUCUGUGAUAUAAUAGAAAAAAAAGCCGAUGCCCCAUUUUAUGGCCUUACAAUUGUUAGAUCUUGUAGUUGUUGUUGUGUGUGUGCUCACUUACCACUAAGAAUUUAUUUGAUUAUAGACUUUAUCUAGAGUAGUAAAAAGUGCAGAAAGAGUGUGGAUGAUCGCGCUUUGCAUAAUGCCUAU